This is a messenger RNA of Harmonia axyridis, 3641 nucleotides long. RefSeq lists its product as uncharacterized. The record is from RefSeq and is a predicted model, not a curated record. NCBI's taxonomy places the organism in Eukaryota, Metazoa, Arthropoda, Insecta, Coleoptera, Coccinellidae. The transcript has 2 exons. Bases 1875 to 2915 code for a protein of 346 amino acids.
CUCUUUCCACAAUAUAAACGAAGAAUGAUCAAGACUUUGAAGAAAGAGCCCGGUAAAUAUGUGAGCAAAAUUCCUCUAGGAGGAAUUGAAUCACCUGAGACAAGCCUUCUCAUCAAAUGGUUAUAUUUCGAAGGAUAUCGAACAAAGAUUAAAGUCUGUGAUACUGUGAUGAUGUGUGUUUGUCAACAUGGGAACGUUGGAAGUUUGAACAUUCACAGAUGAAUAUAUGAAUGUAGAAUAGUUAAUAAAUAAACGGUAAUAAAUAAUUGGAGGCAUUCUCCAAGGUGACAGCCUGAGCCCUCUGCUAUUCAACGCAAUUAUGGAUUCGGUGAUCUUUAACAGGUUUCUAGGUCAGGGAUUUAUUCACAAAAUCAACUUUCUGUAAAAAAAGGCCAACUAGUUUCGACUUUAUUUCGAAGUCUUCAUCAGGGCUCUGAAAUGGAACAACAAGAACUACAAUCAAAUACAGAUGCACGAAAUUACAACAUUAAAAGUUAAAAUCUUAUUUUUAAAAUCUUUACAAACAUAUAAAUUCAGAAAGUGAGGAAACAUGUUAGCAAAAUAUCGUGUUUUGACUAGAGUUGUCGACUUACAUUUUCACUUCGUGUGGUUCCGUUGUCAAUAAUUAAAAUGUUGGAAAUGAUAACAACUGCUUGCAUAAAGGACUUUUUAAAAAACUGAGGUUAGCAUAUCAGUGAAUUGGAGAUAUCUAUCAUCCAUUGGAAAUUAAAUGUUCUUAAGAGACAAGCUAUUGAAUUGAAAUCUAAAUUAGCUAAUCAAUUACCUGAAGAAUUAAUGCAAGUAUUAAUCACAAAAAAUGAAAUACUUUUGUGACGAGAAUAUUCUAAAACAAAAAAUAAACAAAUUAAAAAAUUUUCAGACUUGAAAUCUGCCUCAUUUAAUUUUAGUGAUAAUGUGAAAAGUGAGGAAAAAUGGUUCGUGAAUUUGACAAAUAUAGAGUUCCCAGCAAAUAUCAAAUAUUUGCUUAGCUUAGGUGAUAAGUUCAAUUUGCCGUAUUCAAGUCCGAUACAUCCCUUAAAAGAAAUAAUUAUUGAUAUAGAAUAUAUCCUUUCCUCAUGUUAUGUUGAAGAUAACACCAACUUAGCACGCAAUUCUUUGAUCAAUACCAUCACUAAUUUUAUUAGAUCAAAAAACAACAACACAGACAAAUUAAAUAGCAUAUUGAUGAAGUAGACUAAGGAUUCAAAACAGUUCCUUAAAGCCAACGAAAAUAUAAUUCUUACUAAAGCGGAUAAAAGUAAAACAACUGUAGCCAUAUACAAGGAAGAAUACGACAAAAAAGCUUCAGAUAUUUUGAAUGAUAACCCAACCUACUGCCAACUUAAUGAUGAUCCAACCAAAACUAUUCAAUCUAAACUAAAUAAAAUUAUAUCAAAGUUAUACAAGGAUAAAAAGAUUGGAGAUAGCACUUACAAACUCUUGAAAUGUACUAAUGGUUUAUGUCCUAGGAUCUAUUUCUUCCUAAAAUUCAUAAGAUAAAUAACCCAUUAAGACCAAUUGUCUCAUACACCGAAAGCCCCUUAUAUAACCUUAGUAAAUAUUUAGCCCAACUUUUGAACCAUGCUUUUGAGAAGGACGAUAGAUACACGAGAAAUUCCUUCGAGUUGGUAGAAUAUUUGAAAACUGUCACAAUUCUAGACAACUACGUACUGAUUUCACUAGAUGUAGUGUCACUCUAUACUAAUGUUCCACUUGACUUGACAAUAGCAAUAAUAAUCAAAAAAAGUUGGGAAAAAAUUGAGCCUCAUACAACUUUAUCAAUUAAUGAUUUUUUACAACUCUUCACUUUUUGCAUCGAAAAUAGUUAUUUUGUGUUUAAUGACACAUAUUUCAAACAAAUCUUUGGACUGGGUAUGGGAAAUAAUUUGGCACCGGUUACAUCUGACAUAGUUAUGGUGGAGGUUCAGAAUUCAGCCAUUGAAAAAUUGAGUUUUGAGAUACCAUUUUUCAAGAGAUAUGUUGAUGAUAUUUUCACGUGUAUUCCUUUCGAUAAAAAGGAUGAAAUCCUUGCAGCAUUCAAUAGCAUUCAUCCCCGCUUAAAAUUCACUAUUGAAUUAGAAUCACGAGAUAAUACACUACCUUUUUUAGAUACAUUGUUGAUUAGACGAAAUAAUAGGAUAAUAACAGACUGGUACCAAAAACCAACAUUUUCCGGGAGAAUACUUAAUUUCAACUCAAAACACAAUAUGGCACAGAAAAUUAACAUCAUUAAUAAUUUAAAACAUAGAGCUCUCAAACUUUCUAACAACGAAUUUCACGAACAAAAUAUUAUUAAAAUAAAAUCAAUUCUGGAAAAAAAUAACUAUCCCGCUAAAUUCAUAAAUAAAAUUCUUAACAGAAAAGAACCUGAGCACCACAGACCACAAGAAGAAGUGGAAAACAAAAAGUAUUUCAAAGUAACUUACGUUGAAAAUCUAGGAGAGCAAAUCAAGAAUAUAUUCACCAAAUUAAACAUCAAUAUAGCAUUCAAAUCUGAUAAUACUAUAAAAAAAUUCUUCACAAAAACUAAGAGUGCAACCCCCCUAGAAUUACUCAGUAACAUAAUCUAUAAAAUAACUUGCAAAGACUGUCCAGCCACAUAUAUAGGACAAACUGGUCGGUACCUUAAGGACCGAAUUUCUGAACACAAAAGAGACUCCCUUAACAUCCUCAAUCCAUUGAAGAACAAAAAAGAAAAUAAUAAUGCAUUAGCGGAGCACGUAAGAAAUCUCCUUCAUUCAUUUAAUUUCGAUCCGGGCUCAGUAGGAAUAUUAGGUAGGCAGAUAAAUUUAAAGAAACGGUUAUUACAUGAGAUGAUAUCCAUAAAACAGGACAAAAAUUCCAUCCAUAAGAGAAAGGACAUAGAAAAUCUGAAUACCGCGUACUAUUAUUUAAUAGGAAAAAUGAAAGAUUGAUAGAAGUUGUUGUCCAACCAAGAUUAAACGCGCACACUCCAUAAACAACUGAUAUGCUAACCUCAGUUUUUUAAAAAGUCCUUUAUGCAAGCAGUUGUUAUCAUUUCCAACAUUUUAAUUAUUGACAACGGAACCACACAAAGUGAAAAUAGCCCUGAUGAAGACUUUGAAAUAAAGUCGAAACUAGUUGGCCUUUUUUACAGAAAGUUGGUUUUGUGAAUAAAUCCCUGACCUAGAAACCUGUUAAAGAUCACCGAAUUAAUAUACAUAGGUCUUAUCAUCAUUCAUCGCAAUUAUGGAUGAAUUGAUUGAGGCCGUAAAGAGAACUGGACUAGGAUAUCGUAUGGGAAGACACAAAAUAAGCAUAUUAUGCUAUGUCGACGACGCAGUACUUAUCGUGGUAUCAGAAGAUAACCUUCGAAGACUGUUACAGGUUUUCUAUAGAAGGGCGGAACAACUGAACAUGAAAAUCUUCAAGUAAAUGCCAAAAUCCUAGAAAAUGAUACAUGGCGCGAAACACGACUCGGUGCACAAUUGCGGUAAUUCCAUCCUAAUCGGUUGCUAGGAGACCUGAUCACGUGAUAGAUAUUGCUAAAACAGAAUUUUGUUCAGCGUGUGGCGUUUAUCGUAUCGUUCACAGUGCACACUCGUACCUCGUACUCGUGUUUUCACUAGUCAGGUGAGUAAUAUGGUGCAUUUCACCUUUUACCGUCUUAUCGACCUGGA